Pteronotus mesoamericanus is the source of this 4635-nucleotide messenger RNA. It is a transcript of the gene NID1, whose product is annotated as nidogen 1. The transcript has 20 exons. The coding region runs from base 167 to 3889 and encodes 1240 amino acids. The record is from RefSeq and is a predicted model, not a curated record. Lineage: Eukaryota; Metazoa; Chordata; Mammalia; Chiroptera; Mormoopidae. Gene Ontology annotation, molecular function: calcium ion binding. Gene Ontology annotation, biological process: cell-matrix adhesion.
ACAGUGGGCGGCUUGGGCGCGCCCUGUGCGCGGGCGGGCCCUCCCGUCGGCCCCUCUUCUCCUCCCCCGUCGCCGGGAGGGGCUGCCGAGGGGCGUCCGGUUACAUCUCCGCCUUCCAGCCUCCCGCGCCGAGCUGCUCCGGUUAGCGGGACCGCAGCUGGGGACCAUGUGGGCCGCGAUCUGCUGGCGCCGGGCUGCGUGGAUGCGGGCGCUGCUGCUGCCGCUGCUGCUGGCGGGGCCCGGGAGCGGCCUGCCCCGCCAGGAGCUCUUCCCCUUCGGGCCGGCACACGGGGACCUGGAGCUGGAGCCCGGCGACGACCGCGUCUCCCCCGCCCUGGAACUGAGCACCGCGCUGCGCUUCUUCGACAAAUCCGACAUCCACUCGGUCUACGUCACCACGAACGGCCUCAUUGCCACGAGUGAGCCCCCGGCCGAGGAGGCGCACCCCGGGCCCUUCCCUCCGCCCUUCGGCGCGGUGGCGCCCUUCCUGGCGGACUUGGACACGACCGGCGGCCGCGGGAAGGUGUACUAUCGGGAGGACUCGUCGCCCUCCGUCGCGCGGCUGGCAGCCCAGAGUGUCCAAAGAGGGUUCCCGGACGUCUCUUUCCAACCCACCAGCGUGGUGGUUGUCACCUGGCUGUCCGUGGCGCCCUACCGAGGGCCCAGCGAGGACCCCGCCCCGGAAGGCCAGAGAAACACGUUCCAGGCUGUGCUGGCCUCCUCUGCUUCUAGCUCCUACGCCAUUUUCCUUUACCCCGAAGACGGCCUGCAGUUCACGACGACGCUGUCAAAGAAGGACAACAGCCAGGUCCCCGCCAUGGUGGCCUUCAGCCAAGAGCUACAGGGAUCGCUAUGGAGCAGCAACCGAGCUUAUAAUAUAUUUGCUAAUGACAGAGAAUCGAUCGCAAAUUUGGCCAAGAGCAGCAACUCUGGGCAGCAGGGCGUCUGGGUGUUUGAGAUUGGGAGUCCGGAAACAGCCGGUGGCGUGGUGCCCUCGGACGUGACCUUCACACUGGAGGAUGAAGAGGAGUAUGAUGAAGAUUAUGACUCAGUGACAAGUCUGGGCCCGGAGGACGUGGGCACCACUUCCUUCCCCUCUGAGGCUCCCAGAAGGGGAGACACUGGCACACACAACACACACAGAGCCCUCUCCCCGCCCCGCCUGGCCACCGACAGACCUUCCACCGACAGGACCAGGUCUUUCCAGCUGCCUGGGGAGAGGUUCCCUCAGCAGCACCCGCAGGUCAUAGACGUGGAUGAAGUCGAGGAAACAGAAAUAGUUUUCAGCUACAACACGGACUCCCGCCCGACGUGCGCGAACAGCAGGCACCAGUGCUCUGUGCACGCGGAGUGCAGGGACUUCGCCACCGGCUUCUGCUGCGCCUGCGUCACCGGCUACAUGGGGAACGGCCGGCAAUGUGUUGCUAAAGGCUCUCCCCAGCGAGUUAACGGCAAGGUGAAAGGACGGAUCUUCGUGGGGAGCAGCCCAGUCCCCAUUGUGUUUGAGAACACGGACCUGCACUCCUACGUGGUGACGAGCGACGGGCGCUCCUACACGGCCAUCAGCACCAUCCCCGAGGCCGUCGGCUACUCCCUGCUCCCCCUGGCCCCCGUGGGCGGCAUCAUCGGGUGGAUGUUUGCAGUGGAGCAAGAUGGAUUCAGGAACGGGUUCAGCAUCACAGGGGGCGAGUUCACCCGCCAGGCUGAGGUGACCUUCGUGGGGCACCCAGGCAAGCUGGUCAUCAAGCAGCAGUUCAGCGGCAUCGACGAGCACGGACACCUGACCAUCGACACGGAGCUGGAGGGCCGCGUGCCGGAGGUCUCUGCCGGCGCCACGGUGCACAUCGAGCCCUACACGGAGCUCUACCACUACUCCCGCGACGUGAUCACCUCCUCCUCCACCCGCGAGUACACUGUGGCAGAGCCGACACGGGACAGUGCCGCCCCCUCCAGCGUCCACACUUACCAGUGGCGCCAGACCAUCACCUUCCAGGGGUGCGUCCACGACAGCUCCAGGCUGGCCCCGCCCAGCACCCAGCAGCUCUCCGUGGACAGCGUGUUUGUCCUGUACAACCAGGAGGAGAGGAUCCUGCGCUAUGCUCUGAGCAACUCCAUCGGGCCUGUGCGGGAAGGCUCCCCGGACGCCCUGCAGAACCCUUGCUACAUCGGCACGCACGGGUGUGACACCAACGCAGCCUGUCGGCCAGGCCCCGGGAACCAGUUCACCUGCGAGUGCUCCAUCGGCUUCCGGGGAGAUGGGCGCACCUGCCACGAUAUCGACGAGUGCGCAGAACAGCCCUCGGCGUGCGGGAGCCACGCCGUCUGCAAUAACCACCCGGGGACCUUCCGCUGCGAGUGCGAGCCGGGCUAUCGGUUUUCGGAAGAGGGGACGUGUGUGGCUGUCGUGGACCAGCGCCCCAUCAACUACUGCACCGCGGGCCUGCAUGACUGCGACAUACCCCAGCGGGCCCAGUGCAUCUACACGGGAGGCGCCUCCUACACCUGCGUCUGUUUGCCAGGCUUCUCUGGGGACGGCCGGGCCUGCCAAGACGUGGAUGAAUGCCAGCCAAGCCGAUGUCACCCCGACGCCUUCUGCUACAACACUCCGGGCUCCUUCUCGUGCCAGUGCAAACCUGGGUACCAGGGAGACGGCUUCCGCUGCGUGCCUGGAGAAGUGGAGAAAACGCGCUGCCAGCUGGAGCGAGAGCAUGUCCUCGGGUCGGCGGGGGUGGCAGGCCCGCAGCGACCCCUGCCCGUGGGGCUCUUCGUCCCCGAGUGUGACGAGCACGGGCACUACGUGCCCACCCAGUGCCACGGCAGCACCGGCUACUGCUGGUGCGUGGACCGCGACGGCCGCGAGCUGGAGGGCACCAGGACCAGGCCCGGGAUGAGGCCCCCCUGUCUGAGUACAGUGGCUCCCCCGAUUCACCAGGGACCCUCCGUUCCUCCUGCUGUGAUCCCUCUGCCCCCCGGGACCCACUUACUCUUUGCCCAGACGGGGAAGAUAGAGCGCCUCCCGCUGGAGGGAAGCACCAUGAGGAAAACGGAUGCCAAGACUUUGCUGCAUGCCCCGGAUAAAGUCAUCAUUGGACUGGCCUUCGACUGCGUGGAGAAGAUGGUUUACUGGACCGACAUCAGUGAGCCUUCCAUUGGGAGAGCCAGCCUGCUCGGCGGGGAGCCAGCCACCAUCGUCCGGCAAGAUCUCGGGAGCCCGGAAGGCAUCGCCCUCGACCAUCUCGGCCGCAACCUCUUCUGGACGGAUUCUCGCCUGGACCGGAUAGAAGUUGCGAGGCUGGACGGCACCCAGCGCCGCGUGCUGUUUGAGACCGAUUUGGUGAACCCCAGAGGCAUCGUCACGGACUCCGUGAGAGGGAACCUUUAUUGGACAGACUGGAACAGAGACAGCCCCAAAAUCGAAACUUCCUACAUGGACGGCACCAACCGGAGGGUCCUCGUGCAGGACGACCUGGGCCUGCCCAACGGGCUGGCCUUCGACGCUUACUCCUCGCAGCUCUGCUGGGUGGACGCAGGCACCAGCCGGGCCGAGUGCCUGCAGCCGGGGCAGCCCAGCCGACGCAGGGUCCUCGAAGGGCUCCAGUAUCCUUUCGCGGUCGCGAGCUUCGGGAAGAAUCUGUAUUACACGGACUGGAAGACGAAUUCCGUGAUCGCCAUAGAUCUUGCCGUUUCCAAGGAGACGGACACCUUCCACCCCCACAAGCAGGCCCGGCUGUAUGGCAUCACCACCGCCCUGCCUCAGUGUCCCCAAGGUCACAACUACUGUUCGGUGAACAACGGCGGCUGUACCCACCUCUGCUUGGCCACCCCGGGAGGCAGGACCUGCCGCUGCCCUGACAACACCCUGGGAGUUGACUGUAUCGAGCGGAAAUGAGGACGAGGGUGCCUUGUUCCCUCACCAAGUCUUUCGCAGCCGCACCCUACGUCCAAGGGUCCAGACGAAAGACUGACCUGGUGGCUGGGUGGCCACCAGCCUGAGCCUCAACAGCGUGCCCCUCACUGUUCCCCAAAACAUAAGCCCCAAGCUCCUGGGAUGGGAAAGCCUCUGUACCUGCACAGACAGAACAGCCCCCCAACCCAAACCCUCGGACAAGUGUAUGCAGAUGGGGGCCGCACGCCCACCCCAGGCCCCUGGGGCCGGCCCCCACAGGCACCCCAGCGGCGCACAGACCCACCCAGGCCUGAGCCGCCCCUCCCUGUGGCUUCCUGAGCUCAGCGUCCGGGACGCGCCAGCCAGGGCCCCAGCCCAGUGGUGCCGGAACCGGGAGAGCCUUCCAGGAACAGUUGUUUGUCUUCAAAGGCAAAUAGAUCCCCAAGAAUGACAAGGUUUGGGGAACACGUGGGUGGUUUGUAUGGCCCAACCCACAAAUUAGUUUCACUUUCUUUUUAUAUUUAUCAUUCAUUCCAUAUCAAGCCCUCUAUAUCAAAUGUUUGUCAUAAUUUUGUAUAAUUUUUAUAACUUCAUUUUUUUAAAUGGUAAAUUCUUAAAACUGUGGAAACCAUUGAAGGUGCUUACUAACUGUUCCCCCCGUUUAUAUCAGUGUUGGAUAAUUCCUUGAGUUUACAGCUGUAUAAAUAUUAGUGCAGAAAAUUAAAAAAAAAUUGUUAAUAAAUCUUCCU